GCUCCGCCCGCGGCUGCCGCAGUGGGCCGGGCCCGCGCGGCCGCCGAGACGCUGCGGGAGUUUCGCGGCCGCGCAGCGACGACUGGGCCAUGUCGGCGCUGGAGUGGUUCGCGCACAAGCCCCUGGGCGGUGGUAUCUUUUGGAUCCAGGAGCGCUUCUACGAAUCGGGCAACCGGGCCAACAUCUGGCUGGUGCGGGGCUCACAGCGAGACGUGGUGAUCGACGCGGGGCUGGGGCUGCGCAGCCUGCCCGACUACUUGCGUGACGCCGGGCUGCUGGCGCCGGCCGAGGGCGCCGGGCCCCGGCCGCUACUCGCCGUGGCCACCCACGUCCACUUCGACCACUCGGGCGGGCUGCAGCACUUCGAGGAGGUGGCGGUGCACAGCGCCGAGGCGGCGGCGCUGCUGCAAGGCGACAACUAUGAGGCCGUGACGUGGCUGUCGGACCGGGAGGUGGCGCGGCCGCCGCGGCCCGGCUGGAGCGCACGACAGUUCCGCGUGCCGCCUGUCCGGCCCAGCCGCCUCCUGCAGGAGGGGGAUGUGAUCAGCCUCGGAGAUCGACAGCUCACUGUCAUGCAUAUGCCUGGUCAUUCACGAGGAAGUAUUUGCUUACAUGACAAGGACAGGAAGAUUUUGUUCAGUGGAGAUGUGGUGUAUGAUGGAUCUAUGAUCGACUGGCUUCCCUACAGCAGAAUCAGUGACUACGUUGCAAGCUGCCAGCGCCUGAUGGAGUUAGUAGACAGAGGUCUUGUGGAGAAGGUACUACCUGGGCACUUUAACAUAUUUGGGGCAGAAAGGCUGUAUCGGUUAGCUUCCAACUACAUUUCCCAAGCUGGAGUUUGUCACAAGAUUUCUACCUGUGCCAUGAGAUCCAUUGCAAGCAUAGCACUUCGUGUUACAAAUUCAAGAAUCACUUCUCAGUGAUAGUCAAUUUUGUGUGAUCUGUCACCUGCUGUAAAACCAAAUGGAUUGUGAAAGCAUCAAUAACAAGCAAAAGCGGUAUGCGUUAGGAAAAAGAUGGCAAAUUGAUACAGGUGAGCUUCAGAAAUUCUCCCUGGUUUUUCCUACUUUAUUCAUGUUUUUAUAAAAACUCUCAAACUAGAAGCUUUAGCCAAAGCAACAGUUUUUCUUUCUACUUUUUCAGGGCGUGUUUGCACGUGUAUUGCGAUUGAAAUAUAAUGUUUUAUUUUUGUUACAACUCUGGCAGAUGGAUAUGCUAAAAUGAGAGGUUUUACAUUAAUGCCUGAAACCUUGUUGAUGUAGUACUAGACUUGUGAUUAUUCAUCAACUCCUGCUCAGGUUUUGACCUAGCAGAGCUCUUGCUAAGACCUAGUGUGUGCUAGGAGCAGUGCCAUUAGGUCAAAGCAGGAGCAACACGUAUGCAGGACUAAGUGGGCAGAAAGAGAGAAUUCUGCAGCCAUUGCCACCUGUGAGAGUGGUUUCUGCUGCACCUCUCAUCACCUGAAGCCUUACGGUUGCAAAGUACUUGCCUGGCAGUUUCUUUAGAAUACACUAACACAUGGAAGUUCAAUAGACCAGACUUUCAAGCUGGAAGUCACAGAUACAUCAGUUUAUCACAAAAGCUUUUGGUGCAGAUGGACUGUUGAGGCUUUCAUGUUUCCUGGUGUGGUGCAAGGAACCACUGCACCAGGAGAGAGGGAGCAAGCGGGAGCACUCUCACCAUUGGCUAGGGAACUGUUCUGCUUGUAGGCAUGUGAGUUAGGAAUUAGAGAAAUUGUGAACUAGUGAAUUAAUGUGUUAGACUACCCUCUACAAAGUGGAUUGAGCUUUUGCUUGGUGUGUUUAUUUUUUUCUGAUAAGCUUAUAAAAAAUAUUUAUAGAGUAUGUUGUUCUGGAAAAUUGAGAGAAGUGGACUGUGACAAGCUUAAAGCAUUUGUUUAUGCUUAUGGGUAUUUUUAUGUGACUGUAUUGUAACUUGGUUAUUAAUGAUCUGUGUUAGGGGAGGGAUUGAGGCUUUAAUAUGAACUUACCAUAGUGAAGGUCCUGCAUUAAGCAGCCAGUACACUUGUUACCGCAAAGUGAAUGUAACUCACAUUGUUUACUGUUUGCGUCUGAAGUAUGUGCUGCACAUGGUUGUUCAGAAAUGUAAAGUGUGUUGCAUUGAGUUUGUUCCAAAAAAGUGUUGAAUACACUGAGAAAUGCUAAAUAGCAUUGUAACUUGCUUAUGAAAAUUGAAUGUGUGAUAUUUAAAAGCUAUUGAAAUGGUUAGAGUUUGUGUAAUUCUAACAGUUUGUAUAUAUUUAACUUUUUUAAAAGGACACUGUCUGAAUUUAUUUUUGUGCAUUGACAUAUAUAUAUAUGUUCCUAAAAAGACUGCAAAUGUUUCUCACAAAUUUUAGUGCAGUUUAGCUUUUCUUGUUUGGCUUUCACUUUAUGCAGAAGGUUUUGCCCCCAUCAUAGCCAAUAGAAAGGGAGCCAAAGGUUUGGGCUCUAAGACAUGAGGGAGAGGAAGUUGAAUAGCCUUCUGAAUAGAGGCAAAUUCUUGUGGGAAAAAAAACCAAACGAUUGCAAAAUAAAAAGCAUCUCUGUCUAAAAAUGAUGAAAGCGAGUAUCUUAUGUAGGGCUUUUUCCAUUCCAUAGAUCACUGCACUCCUGUCUUUACUGUGAAUAUAUUUUUCACCAGGAUUUGUACUGAUUGGUUAAAAUGUGCCUAGUUCUUGUUAGAAGUGCCUAUCUCCAAGCUGAAGCAAAAUUGUGAGUGGGCAGGAUACAUGCAGAGAUGCAGCGCUUGAAAGACCUGUUACCACUCAGCUUACAGUCUCUCUUUUUUUUUUUUUUUUUGAGAAGUCCAUGUACAUCAGUGUAUGAUGUGAGGAGUGUUCAGUGGGUAGACUUACGUCAUAAAACCAAGAGGUUUUCAUCUUGGCCUCAGUUGGCAGAGGAAGAAACACAAAAACAGCCUGGGAAGCAGGCUGAAGGUAUACAUACCACUAAACCUUACACCAGUUAUCCAGAGGAUGCCAUAGUGUCACAGCUUUCCCAACAGUAAUUGAAUUCCUGCAAAUAAAUUGACAGUGGUGUAAAACCAGUAAUAGUCAUGCUUUUUAAGCAAUGUUUUUGUGAAGACUGUGGGAGCCCUGUGCUUUAAGGCAGACACCAAGAAGUCCUGUCACAAAGCCUGCCAAUAUGGAUGUCAAGUUGCUAAAAGUUUUGCAAAUGUUCACUAGGAGAGUAAGAUCACUUUGAAUUGGCAUUCUGUGUUAUGCCACUAUCAGUUUGUUUAUUUGAUGCAGUAUUAGAAUCUCUCUAGCCAGAUUUUUACUGUAUUGUAAAGCCUGAGCUCCUAAGAGAAGACUCACAGUCAGUUCAAAAGGAAAGAUAACCUCCAUCUUACCUAAUUUAUGUUUAAAUCUGUGCUCAAUGUCUCUGUCAGCUAAGAUCCUUAAAUGGCCAUAUCACUGUCAAAAUGCCCUAUUAAGCUAUGCUUAAGUCCAUUAAGUACAUAACCAAAACUUUGACUUCUUUACCAAAAUACAGGGGAUAAUUUGCUAGCUCAGAAGUGAGCUUUACCUGCACAUAAUCCAAAGUGGAGUUUGUUAGUAAACUGCUGCUAUAAUCCAAAUGAAAGUAGUUUUUGAGGGUCAUGAAAUUAUUUUUUGUAUUAUAAGAAAUUUACUACUAGAUAAACAAUACUUAAAUGAUCUUAAGUUGAAAGAACUGUCUCUGAUUAUUUUUGUUAAGACUUACCAAAUUUUAAUCUAAGAGUUUGACAGUGGUCCUUUAACGUUCCUUGGAUUAACUAUUUAAAAUGUGCAUUGUAACUGUAAAUACUGCAUCAUCUUGAGCAUUUAGAACUGAGUUGAUUUGUUUGUAAUAUCUAAAUAUAUGUUAAUACAGUUUUCACUAGGCUGGGGAAUUGACAAAAAUUGGAUGGGAAGUUUUAUUCUGUAAUCUGUCAAGACUAUUAUGAUGUUAAACAACAGGUUGCACAUAAGAAUUAAUUUUUUUAAUGUUUUAUCAUAAUAAAAUAUUAUAAUCCUA
Molecule: messenger RNA, 4001 nt
Organism: Corvus hawaiiensis (hawaiian crow)
Lineage: Eukaryota; Metazoa; Chordata; Aves; Passeriformes; Corvidae
Gene: MBLAC2
Product: metallo-beta-lactamase domain containing 2
Exons: 2
Coding region: 90-923 (277 amino acids)
Source: RefSeq, a predicted model, not a curated record